CUUCAAUCGGCCAUGCCACUGCUACUUACUCUCUACUCAACUGCUGUUCUUCAUGCUGCGGAACCCUGAACCUAGAUUUGAGACGGCCAUUCUCAUAAACAGGACUUGAGGGGAGGAUGCCGCCAAAUCGUUCAUCUACAGAUCCUUCCCGUGAGAGAAGGACUCGAGUGGCGUGUCGUAAUUGCCGGCAAGCCAAGAUACGAUGCGCACUUGACAGGGUUCCUUGUGCGCGCUGCCAAAGACUGGGACUUACGUGCUCGAUCGAGCCAUCAUACAAACGCACCAACAAGCAGGAUCGAGUGGAAGAACUCCAACAACGCGUUUCCAGCUUACAAGGAGUAAUCGAGCAGCAUAUUCCUAGCCACAGCACUCCUUCACGACCGAAUCAUCCAGACACAUCUCAAUCAGCCCUGGACGGGCUUGGAGAAGAAGGGGCCUCGCGGCCCACUCCUCGCAACGAGAACCUCUCUGAUGCGUCACCCUUUCGACCUACCUCCAUCCCGUCAGUUGGCCAAGGAGUCGUAUAUACCCUUGGGAGUGUAACAAUUACCCAGGAGAGAGCGCAAACUCUAUUUGCCAUCUUCUUCGAGAAGUACCAUGCCUUUCUUCCCAUAUUGGACCCGAAUCGAACAAGCCCAAAAUGUCACGACCAUUCCCAGCUCCUCUUCUGGGUAAUAAUUGCAGUAUCGAGCAGGCGUAUCGGCGACGAUUUCCUGAACGGUCUGACUCCAGAACUCUCAAGACUGCUUUGGGCAACUAUUGGAGGAAGCCUCUUCACCCUGCCAAGUGUGCAAGCCUUGCUCUUGCUGGCGUCCUGGACGCUGCCAGAUAUGCACUUGUGGACAGACAAAUCAUUGGUCCUUGCCCGUCUCGCCGUAACUUCGGCCCAGAUGAUGGGUUUGAACCGGCCGGGAUGUGAAGCCGAAUAUUCGAAACACUCAAUAAGUUUCACCGGCCACGACAUAGCUGAACGAAGUCGUACUUGGUUCGCAUCUGUGGCAGUGUGCCAAAGUCUAUCUACAGAGAUCGGCGGCGAAGCAAUCUCGUGCUUUGACGAUUUUAGUAUGCGGAAAGCCUGUUCGAAUGCAGAAGGCAUACCGAUCGAGCUCCACCACAGUCUCAUCAUACAGAAAGCCACCAACGAAGCACUGAGGUCCUGGCACGAAGCCGCCGAAGAGCCGUGCGGUAAUCCUGACGAGGAGGUCGGGUGGGGUCUGAUACACAGGGCAGAGCAAAGCCUUGUUUCCAUUUCGCGGCAGCUCUGGAGUCGCCUGUCAUUUGCAAAUCGACUGCAGCUCGAGGUUUCUCAAUUGAGACUUCAGUGUUUAUUCAUGCUGUACAACACCCCCAGUGAAAUGCGAAGUUCCGGUAUCCUUCGCGCGUACAACACUGCUACGGACCUCAUCAAUACUGUUUUGUCGCAAGUGGACGGAAUCCAACACCUGCCGUACGCACCUUCGAUACUCGCUCGGCACAUCUCCACCGCCGGCCUGGUAAUCAUCAGAGUUCUCCAUUCGACGUUCAGUGUAGGGCUCGACUACGAGAGAGGCCGCAUUCUCCUCAACGCAGCGGCAUUCUCCUUGUCCCAGCUGUCGAGUCACCAAACCCCGAAGGACCAGGCAGCGCGCACGUCGGACAUGCUGCGUCGGUACUGGAGCGCGGCAGAAAAGAACCCAAACAUGCGGCAGCGCGACCUGCGACUUCGAGUCAAGUCGCGAGUGGGCGCGAGUUUGGUGUACGACUGUCUGAUGAGUUUUCGGAAUGUUAGUCGUGCGGAAAGUGCAGAGUCGGCGGCAGCGCUCGAAAGCAACCAAGCUGGAGCCGACGCAUUGGCGACAACUGCUCCCGGCGGCGGAGCCUCGGAUGCUGUUGGUGGGGAGUACAUCAGCGCAGGAGUACUAGAUCCUCUGUCAGACCCGACGGGAUAUGACUUUGAUCUCUUCCAAUUCACCCCAGGCGUCGAUUUGAGCGACAUGUUUGUAUUCGACGACGAUGGAUACUCGGCACUUCCUUGAAUCUGGCCAUCUAAAGAUAUGGGAGAGUUUAUUGAACCAUUGGCCAAAAGGGGGAACCCAAGCACUACAUGUAUAACAACGAUCAACUCAACAGAACCUGUUCGGCGCGACAAGUUGACUCAGGCUUCAAAGCCAAAAGUGAUAUUGUAUAUGGUAGUUACUCUGUACAUUCUCCCAAGAUUCCAACACGAAAUGUCAUUCGUUCGUUCUGCCACUACACC
Exophiala oligosperma is the source of this 2236-nucleotide messenger RNA. RefSeq lists its product as uncharacterized. Gene Ontology annotation, cellular component: nucleus. The coding region runs from base 117 to 2015 and encodes 632 amino acids. The record is from RefSeq and is a predicted model, not a curated record. Gene Ontology annotation, biological process: regulation of DNA-templated transcription. The transcript is spliced from 3 exons. NCBI's taxonomy places the organism in Eukaryota, Fungi, Ascomycota, Eurotiomycetes, Chaetothyriales, Herpotrichiellaceae. Gene Ontology annotation, molecular function: transcription cis-regulatory region binding; DNA-binding transcription factor activity, RNA polymerase II-specific; zinc ion binding.